Messenger RNA from Chanos chanos (milkfish), 2004 nucleotides. RefSeq names its product FERM domain containing kindlin 1 (gene fermt1). Gene Ontology annotation, molecular function: integrin binding. The transcript is spliced from 14 exons. Bases 1 to 2004 code for a protein of 667 amino acids. The record is from RefSeq and is a predicted model, not a curated record. Gene Ontology annotation, biological process: integrin-mediated signaling pathway; cell-matrix adhesion. Lineage: Eukaryota; Metazoa; Chordata; Actinopteri; Gonorynchiformes; Chanidae. Gene Ontology annotation, cellular component: focal adhesion.
AUGGUCACAGCCGCAGAGUUGGGCAACACCACAUGGGAACUGUCGGUGCAGGUGGACCAACGAGAAGGAGAUGAAGGCAUGAAGUUUAAACUGAGAGUGAGGGGUGAUCUUCACAUUGGAGGACUCAUGCUCAAACUUGUCGAGAAAAUCCCGGCCCCCCAGGACUGGUCAGAUCAUGCUAUUUGGUGGGAGCAGAAGAACAUGUGGUUACUGAAAACACACUGGACUCUGGAUAAAUAUGGCGUCCAAGCCGACGCUGACCUACGUUACACACCCCAGCACAAACCUCUCUGUAUACAGCUACCCAACAUGAAAAACAUCAAACUGCCUGUCAGCUUCUCUACAGUGGUCUUCAAGACUGUGGCUGAGAUCUGCAGAAUUCUCAAUAUCAGGAGGUCUGAGGAGCUGUCUCUACUCAAGCCAAUAGAUAAUCCCAAGAAGAAGAAGAAACUGGACAAGGCCAAGGAUGUUAUUGAUGACAUUUUAAAUAUGGACAUCAGCAGUAGCUUGGCAGGAGGAACAAGCAGUCCAGGUCUCUACAGUAAAACCAUGACCCCAACCUACGACCCAGAGAAUGGCACCCCUGUCUCAGCCACCAGCCUGUGGUUUGGGGAGAACCCUCUGACCAAAUGCCAGCCUAACCUGCCUCCAGAUGAACUGGCCAAGAUUUACCAGCCCCUUGACCUGGAAGACAAAGCUGUCAUCAACGCUGGGUGGCUGGACUCCUCUCGCUCUUUAAUGGAACAGGGCAUCCAAGAAAAUGACAAACUCCUUCUGCGUUUCAAGUACCACUGCUUCUUUGACCUCAAUCCCAAGUACGAUGCAGUGAGGAUAACUCAGCUGUAUGAACAAGCUCGAUGGGCCAUUCUACUGGAGGAGAUUGACUGCACAGAGGAGGAGAUGCUCAUGUUCGCCUCACUGCAGUACCACAUCUGCAAACUCACCAUGUCUGCCGAACCACUGGACCACUCAAACGAGACAGAGGUCGAUGAAGUGGAAGCAGCACUAUCAAACCUAGAGGUGGCAUUGGAGGGAAGAACCACAGAUAAGAUUCUGGAGGACAUCACAGAUAUUCCAAAACUGGAGGACUCACUUAAACUGUUCAGACCCAAGCGACUGACACUUCGACCAUAUAAGGAGUACUGGUUUGUUUUUAAGGACACCACUAUAUCCUAUUACAAAAACAAAGAGGCAGCGAGCGGGGAGCCCAUUGAACAGCUCCACCUCCGAGGCUGUGAAGUUGUCCCUGAUGUCAAUGUGACAGAGAAGAAGUUUGGAAUUAAGCUCUUACUUCCUGUGGCAGAUGGAAUGAAUGAGGUGUAUAUUCGGUGCGACAAUGAGACACAGUACGCCAAAUGGAAAGCUGCCUGCAUUUUAGCUUCCAAAGGCAAGACGAUGGCCUACAGCUCAUACCGCACGGAGGUGAAGAACAUCCAGUCAUUUCUGCAGAUGAAGAGUCUGGCACCCCCUCCUGGCCAGGCUGCACCUAAUGUGGAGUCCAUGGGGAUGAACGCUGAAUGCUUUGUCUCCCCUCGCUAUGUCAAGAAAUACAAGAGCAAACAACUGACAACACGAAUCUUAGAGGCACAUCAGAACAUCGCCCAGCUUUCUCUGAUGGAAGCCAAAAUGCGUUUCAUUCAAGCAUGGCAGUCCCUACCAGAGUUUGGCAUCAAGUAUUAUGUUGUUAGGUUCAGAGGAAGCAAGAAGGAUGAGAUCUUGGGGAUUUCCUACAACAGACUGAUCCGCAUUGAUAUGUCCACAAAACUCCCAGUGACCACAUGGAGGUUUUCCAAUAUGAAACAGUGGAAUGUCAACUGGGAGAUCAGACAGGUGACCAUUGACUUUGACCAGAAUGUGUCAGUAUCUUUCUCCUGUCAGAGUUGUGACUGCAAAGUUGUUCACGAGUACAUCGGAGGCUACAUCUUCCUCUCAACACGCUCCAAGGAUCAGAAUGAAACACUAGAUGAAGAACUGUUCCACAAACUCACAGGAGGACAAGAAUGA